GUUUUCCGUUUUUAAUGAUUUUUGAAUGCUGCACCAAUUUUUAGAGCCAUUGACCAAGUUAAGAACUGAAAUACUAGUAUGCUAUUGUUCAUUCUUUGAUUAUUUAUUAUCAGGUCAGGUAGAUGAACAAGGACGACGACUAAUAAGUCAAUCAUCAAGGUUCAAGGAAGAAAAAGCUACUGCAAUCAAUGGAACCUAAUAAUACAGCUGAAGAAAAUCUACUACUAACAAGAUCAUCAUCACCAUCUUAUGAUGGGAGUGAUACUAAUAACAUUAAAAAUAACCAAAAUCUGUGUAAAAGAUUUUGGGUUGAAUCAAUGAAAGUAUGGAAAAUUGCAUUUCCUACUAUGGUUACAAGAGUCACAUCAUUUGGUGUUCUUGUUGUCACACAAUCAUUCAUGGGUUACAUUGGUGAUACUGAACUUGCUGCUUAUUCUUUGAUGCAAAUCUUUCUACUUCGUUUUGCAAAUGGGAUCCUUUUAGGAAUGGCAAGUGCUCUUGAGACGUUCUGUGGUCAAGCAUAUGGAGCAAAACAAUACCAAAUGAUGGGAAUUUAUUUGCAGCGGUCUUGGAUAAUUCUUCUUAUCACUACAAUGCUUAUUACUCCCAUUUUCAUCUUUUCGACUUCAAUUUUUAGGUUACUCGGUGAAGGACAAGAGUUAUCUGUCGUGGCAGGGAAUCUUUCAUUAUGGUGCAUUCCGAUUCUCUAUUACUUUGUUUUUGACUUCACUUUGCAAAUGUAUCUACAAGCCCAGGUCAAGAACAUGAUCGUAGGAUGGCUAUCUGCAGCUGCAUUUGUUUUACAUAUAAUCUUGUCAUGGGUAUUUGUGAUCAAGUUGAAUUUGGGAGUACCUGGUGCAAUGGGAGCUAUGAUUAUUUCAACGUGGUCAACAGUAAUCGGGUUAUUCAUUUAUGUUUGCGGUGGUUGGUGCGCUGAUACAUGGACAGGUUUAUCAAUAAGCGCAUUCUCUGAACUUCUUCCAGUUGUUAGGCUUUCACUCUCAUCUGGUGUGAUGCUCUGUGUAGAAUUAUGGUACAAUGCGGUUCUUGUCUUAUUGGCAGGAUACCUUAAACAUGCAGAGAUCUCCAUUUCGGCCUUUUCAAUUUGCCUCAAUAUUUUGGGUUGGCAAUUUAUGAUAUUCCUUGGUUUUGCAACAGCAGCAUGUGUACGAGUGUCGAACGAACUUGGAGCAGGGAAUGUGAAAGCCGCUCAAUUCUCCGUUAAAGUCAUCAUGACCACUUCUGUAUCACUUGGAGUGGUCUUUUGGAUUCUGACUUUGGUUUUUGGCAACUCAAUCUCCUACUUGUUUUCGAGUAGCAAUGAGGUUGCAAAAGCAGUCUCAAGUCUCUCAGUUCUUCUAGCUUUCUCAGUCUUACUCAACAGCAUUCAACCAGUACUUUCAGGGGUGGCAAUUGGUGCUGGUUGGCAAACACUGGUGGCUUAUGUCAACAUCACUUGCUACUAUAUUAUUGGGAUUCCUAUUGGACUUCUGCUUGCAUAUGUCUUCCAUUUCCAAGCUCAGGGAAUAUGGAUUGGAAUGAUAUGUGGGGUCGCAAUGCAAACACUUGCUCUUAUUUACUUCACCUGGAAAACUGAUUGGGAUGCUCAGGUGGAAGCUGCAUCAGCCCGGCUCAAGACGUUCUUGAGGGCACCUGAAGAGUACCUAACUGAAUGAGAAAACCUUAUUUCCUCCAUAUCACGGAUAUAAUGUUAUGAACACCGACUACCUGAGCUAGAAACUCGUCAGCAUCUAGAUGAGGGAUUUUUCUGUGUAGGUAGCAGAUUUAAAAGAGGUUUUUUAAAAAAAAAGUUCACUAUGCCAAUUUGUUUGGGGAUAUUCCGGGUUCCAUGCAAGAUAAAAUAUCAAUUGAAUUGGUAUCCCCAAAGCAAACUGGUAACCCGAUUAGCAGCCAUGAUCAUUUUGAUGUGUUUGAAGCUUCACUGGAGUAUUUCUAUGUUUUAUAUACAAAGAGUUCCUUGUUCA
This is a messenger RNA of Papaver somniferum (opium poppy), 1985 nucleotides long. Its product is annotated as protein DETOXIFICATION 24-like. Gene Ontology annotation, biological process: xenobiotic detoxification by transmembrane export across the plasma membrane. The transcript has 8 exons. The coding region runs from base 189 to 1676 and encodes 495 amino acids. NCBI's taxonomy places the organism in Eukaryota, Viridiplantae, Streptophyta, Magnoliopsida, Ranunculales, Papaveraceae. The record is from RefSeq and is a predicted model, not a curated record. Gene Ontology annotation, cellular component: membrane. Gene Ontology annotation, molecular function: antiporter activity; xenobiotic transmembrane transporter activity.